AUGACGGAACUUCGUAGGAAGUUGGUAAUCGUUGGAGACGGUGCAUGUGGUAAAACAUGUUUGUUGAUUGUGUUUAGCAAGGGUACUUUCCCCGAGGUUUAUGUCCCCACCGUUUUCGAAAACUAUGUGGCUGAUGUUGAAGUUGAUGGACGUCAUGUCGAGCUCGCGCUCUGGGAUACUGCCGGUCAGGAAGACUACGAUCGGCUGCGUCCACUCUCUUACCCCGACUCUCAUGUCAUCUUGAUCUGCUUUGCUGUCGAUUCUCCGGACAGUCUUGACAAUGUGCAGGAAAAAUGGAUUUCAGAGGUACUGCAUUUUUGUCAAAAUCUCCCAAUCAUCCUCGUGGGUUGUAAGAAGGACCUUCGCCGCGAUCCCAAGAUCAUUGAAGAACUCCGUAAGACGAGCCAGCGCCCCGUUACUCCCGAUGAGGGCAUGGCCGUCGCUUCCAAAAUUGGUGCUGUGCGCUACUUGGAAUGCAGUGCGAAAACUGGCGAGGGCGUCCGGGAAGUUUUCGAACAUGCUACGCGAGCUGCACUUAUACAGAGGCCCCGCGGGAGCCGCAGCAAGUCCAAGUGCGUUUUGCUCUGA
Molecule: messenger RNA, 588 nt
Organism: Malassezia vespertilionis
Lineage: Eukaryota; Fungi; Basidiomycota; Malasseziomycetes; Malasseziales; Malasseziaceae
Gene: RHO1
Product: GTP-binding protein Rho1
Exons: 3
Coding region: 1-588 (195 amino acids)
Biological process (GO): small GTPase-mediated signal transduction
Molecular function (GO): GTPase activity; GTP binding
Source: RefSeq, a predicted model, not a curated record